Messenger RNA from Coffea eugenioides, 2278 nucleotides. RefSeq lists its product as uncharacterized. The transcript has 17 exons. Gene Ontology annotation, cellular component: nucleus. The coding region runs from base 488 to 1969 and encodes 493 amino acids. Gene Ontology annotation, biological process: rRNA processing. The record is from RefSeq and is a predicted model, not a curated record. Lineage: Eukaryota; Viridiplantae; Streptophyta; Magnoliopsida; Gentianales; Rubiaceae. Gene Ontology annotation, molecular function: protein binding.
UGACAGUGGUGAAACCGUGAAAGCUCUUUGCUUUUGCAGUGUCCUAAAACCCUACCUGAAUUUAUUUGGCGCCUCCGGCUCAGUCUUUCCCACCACCAUCUACCGCCGAAAUCGCUUCCGGCUCAGAGCAGGUUUCUGAAAUUAUCAGACCAGAUUGGGAAUAUCCGCUCAAAGCAACCAAAGGACCGGGUAGCUUUGACAGUUUGACCACCGUAACCAUCUCCUCCCUCGAGUCUGCCUUCCAUUCUUCUUCCCUCCCUCUCCAAUUUUGAUGACCCCCACCCACCCGUGCCUAUGAUACUGAAAGCCUUCUCGUCUUCUUCGCGCUUUUAUUUUUCCUUCUCCUUCUCUUGAAUAUCUGCCGCCCACUUGCUGCUGUUUAGUGAAGAGUCUUCAAAGAGAGAAUUUCGGAUUAAAGAUUGAUUUGUUUAUUGCUGUCUUUCUGUGCAAUUUCUCGUAAAUUGGAUAGGGGACACAAGUAUAAAGAAUGAUAUCAGCUAUUUCAUGGGUUCCGAAAGGUGCCUCAAAGCCAGUACCUGUUGCUGCUGAGCCGCCUUCAAAAGAAGAGAUUGAGGAGAUUUUGAAGAACGAUCUUCUCGACAAUCGAGAAGAGGUUGGAGAUGAUAAUGAUGAUGACGAGGGUAUGGAUCUUGAUCAAUCCAAGCAAGACGCUGAAGUUGCGCAAGCACUUGCUGCUGCCGAUGCGUUAGGCAAAGGUUCAAAGGGCACACAUCCAGAAACUGACAGCAUAGCAGAUGCCCUGAAGGAAUUAGACAUGGAUAAUUAUGAUGAAGAAGAUGAUGGGUUUGAGCUGUUUGGUGAGGGACUUCGGACUUUAUAUUACCCAAGUAAUGAGAUGGACCCUUAUCUGAAAGACAAGGAUGAUGAGGAUUCUGUAGAUCUUGACGAUACGACCAUUAGUCCAGAGGAUUCUGUCAUAAUUUGUGCACGGAAUGAGGAUGAUGUCAGCCAUCUGGAGGUAUGGAUAUUGGAGGGCUCAGAAGAAGGUGAUUCAAACAUGUAUGUUCACCAUGAUAUUGUUAUUCCUGCAUUUCCCCUCUGUUUGGCAUGGCUUGAUUGCCCUCUCAAGGAAGGAGAAAAAGGGAACUUCGUAGCUGUGGGCUCAAUGGAGCCAGCCAUCGAAAUAUGGGACCUUGAUGUUAUGGAUGAAGUCCAACCAUCUGCAGUAUUAGGGGGAGUUGUUGAAAAGAAAAAGAAGAAGGGAAAGAAGAAAUCUGUGAAAUACAAAGAUGAUAGUCAUACUGAUUCAGUACUAGGACUUGCUUGGAACAAGGAAUACAGGAAUGUACUUGCAAGUGCUAGCGCUGACAAGAUGGUAAAGAUUUGGGAUGUUGCAACUGGAAAGUGCAGUGACACCAUGGAGCACCACUCAGACAAGGUUCAAGCAGUUGCAUGGAAUCAUUUUGUGCCACAAGUUCUCCUCAGCGGUUCUUUUGAUCAUUCAGUAGUCAUGAAGGAUGCAAGGAUAUCCUCGCAUACUGGUUUUAAAUGGUCAGUUGCUGCUGAUGUUGAAAGUUUGGCAUGGGAUCCACAUGCUGAGCACUCGUUUGUGGUCAGUCUUGAGAAUGGAAUGGUUUCUGGUUUUGAUAUUCGUGCUUCUAGUUCAAAGCUCUCUUCCGAUCCAAAGCCAAGCUUCACCCUUCAUGCACAUGACAAGGCAGUGUGCUCUAUUACGUACAAUCGCUUGGUUCCAAAUCUUCUUGCAACUGGUUCCAUGGAUAAAACGGUAAAACUCUGGGAUUUGUCCAACAAUCAACCUUCGUGUGUGGCCUCGAAAAAUCCAAAAGCUGGAGCUGUCUUUUCUGUUUCAUUCUCCGAUGAAUGCCCCUUUCUGCUAGCCAUUGGUGGAUCUAAGGGAAAAUUGGAAUUAUGGGAGACUCUAUCGGAUGCUGCAGUUUCUACUAAAUAUGGAAAAUACACCAAUCAGAAUAGAUCAGCCCAGUCGUGACUCGAGGAUUGUGGAUUUGAUAUUUCGGGCACAAAAGAGUUGUGGCAUAUAUUUGCUGAUUACGGCAGUUCUAUUUCAUGAUCCAAUUGGAAUACCACUGUAACUAUCUCUUCUUGUCUAGGAGGAAUGAUGAGUGGAAUUCAUCACGUAUGCAGAUAGGUAGGGGUGUGCAAAGUCGAAAAAUUCCGAUUUCGAGACCGAUUUCGAAUUGAAUUCGGAAUUUUGGUAAUUCGGAAUUGAAUUCAGUAAUUUUGAUUUCGACCAAAAUAUAUUUUUUGAAAUCGGAAUUACCGAUUUCGAAGUAGGACU